ACACUGGUUAAAUGAUGAUGGUGAGAGGGGCGGAGCUAAACUCUACUCUAACACCGCUACUGAAGCGGAGACUGACGGAGGAGAAAACGAGCAACAUAAACGGAACUGAAAGCGAUUAGCUAGCUUCAUCACAGCGGAGAACGUCGUGUUGUCGAUGUUUAUACGUCUAACUUAAAGAAGACAACAUGAGACUCAGGUCUCAAACCGUUACGUGUUGCCCGGAGACGCCGACGACCAACCGCCGACGGUCCAACAAAGCGACGCCGAGACCAACCGACUCACCGGAGACAGAGAAGCCUCCUAAAACCACGGUAACCACGGAUGAAGAGACCUUGGAUAAUGACAGCCACCACUCAGAUGACGAAAUUCCCACAAUGACGAGGCGCCCACUGCCUCGUGGCCGGCCAAGGAAGAGAGCCAUCGCUGUUGCUGACAGAGAAACAGAUUUGGCUUUCAAGACUCCAAUCAGGCCCAUCCUGCACCAUGAGCGCAUACUGUCAGAGAUCGACCCAGCGUCUCCUCGCAAUACAACAGCCAGAAACAUCUACUCGCCCAUCGUGCGUUUCCUCACACCCACCAAAGAGAAUGUGAAGCGUGCUGACAGCAGUGUGGUGAUGAGCCCAGAACAAGGUGUGUUUGGUUUUGGCUCUGUUGACCUUCUGGCUGGAGAAGAGGAGGAUGACACCUUCAAUCCCUUCACGUUCAUCAAGAACAUACCGUCGCAGUCUCAGCAUUCCCUACCCCAACUCAGAGAUAUUCCCCCCAAGACCAGGAGCACCCCAGAGGCCACGCUGGUGGUCGACCUGGAGGAGACCCUGAUGUUCAGCUCUCUGAAUGUGAUCGAGGGAGCAGAGUACACCUUCCACUCAGCUUUCCAGGACCAUCAGUACAAGGUGUACAUGAUCCUACGACCACAUGUCAAAGAGUUUCUGCAGUCCAUGGCAAAAAUCUAUGAGCUGUUUGUUUACACAUGUGCAAAGAAGGAAUAUGCCGAGAAGAUACUGGACAUCCUGGACCCGCAGAGAAAGCUGUUUCGACAUCGUCUGUAUCAGGACGACUGCGCCUGCGUUCUCGGCCACUACAUCAAAGAUCUCAGCAUUCUCGGGAGGGAUCUCGCCAAGACGGUGGUUCUGGACAACGCUCCCCACACAUACCCGUACCACCUGAUGAACACGAUUCCCAUCGAGAGCUGGUCCGGGGCGCCGGAGGACCGAGAACUCCAGAAGCUCGUCCCCUACAUGGAGAAAAUGUCUGCAGCGGAGGAUUUUCGGGAGGUGCUGAAGAAGAGGAAGGAUCACUUCCACAGGCUGCUGUCAGAGGACUAACAGGACCCUCCCACACCCCCCUCCUUUCACAGCCCAUGUUUGCUUUCCCUAUGCUUUGGCUAAAAGCAGAAUCCAGUUGGAACUAGCUAACCUUUGUGGCGGACCUGCUCUCCCUCCUCUCUCCUCCCUGAUGACUUUAAAGGACGGCACAUCGGUAUUUCAAACAUGCUGCUGGUCGUUUGUCACUGAAACCGUUCCUCCUGAGACUCAUUCCACAGGGCGGUAAACUGCUGCCUGGUGUUUCUGUAUAUUUACCAGACAAAACUUGAAAUAUGAUGUUAAUAGUCGUGAUUUUUCUUUUAUUUAUUGAUUAUAUUACUAAUCACCUGCGGUAAUCUCUGUAUAUUUUAGAUAUGCUUUUUUGUAUGCAAUAAAAUCACCCUGAUAAUAAAUAGGAAAAUAAAGCACUUCUCUCACUCACA
Molecule: messenger RNA, 1747 nt
Organism: Sebastes umbrosus (honeycomb rockfish)
Lineage: Eukaryota; Metazoa; Chordata; Actinopteri; Perciformes; Sebastidae
Gene: ctdspl3
Product: CTD (carboxy-terminal domain, RNA polymerase II, polypeptide A) small phosphatase like 3
Exons: 11
Coding region: 186-1325 (379 amino acids)
Molecular function (GO): phosphoprotein phosphatase activity
Source: RefSeq, a predicted model, not a curated record